Messenger RNA from Armigeres subalbatus, 909 nucleotides. RefSeq lists its product as uncharacterized. Gene Ontology annotation, biological process: DNA integration. The transcript has a single exon. NCBI's taxonomy places the organism in Eukaryota, Metazoa, Arthropoda, Insecta, Diptera, Culicidae. The coding region runs from base 1 to 909 and encodes 302 amino acids. The record is from RefSeq and is a predicted model, not a curated record. Gene Ontology annotation, molecular function: nucleic acid binding.
AUGGGACACACAGACGCAGAUAGAACGAAUGCAGCGCUUUGCGGAAUCUUCAAACAGUGGGGUUGUCCACUAUCCAUCCAAAGUGACAACGGGCCGCCAUUCCAAAGUGCAGCCUUCACGAAGUACUGGGAAGACAAAGGAGUUAAAGUUCUCAAAUCAAUACCAUUAAGUCCUCAAACGAACGGCUCCGUAGAAAGACAAAAUCCUGGCAUCAUUAAGGCUCUGGCUGCCUCAAAAUUGGAGGGUUCAAAUUGGCGUCAUGCUCUGGAGGUUUAUGUACAUCAUCGCAAUACGCUGGUUCCACAUUCCAGAUUAGGUAUUACUCCGUUCGAGUUGAUGGUAGGUUGGAGAUACAGAGGAACCUUCACUAGCCUUUGGCAUCCUUCCAAAUCGGAGCUGGACCGUUAUGAUGUUCGCGAGCGUGACGAUUACGCUAAGCUGAUAAGUAAAAAAGAUGCGGAUGCAUCUCGAGGAGCAAAGAGUUCCGAUAUCCGAGUGGGCGAUAUAGUGCUCAUAACCCAACAUAAAAAGAGCAAAACCGAUGCAGCUUUUUCACACGAGCGCUUCCGGGUUAUCACAAGAGAUGGUGCAAAGCUGGUGCUGAUGAGCGCUAACGGUAUUCAAUACUCUCGUAGCGUUAACGAUGUCAAAAAGGUGACCUCACUCUCAGCGGCAUCCAAAAAUCAUCACAUCGAUAUUCAGUCCAAUAAUCGAGACGAAAUCCUGGACCUUCCUACAGCGGAAAUUUUCGAUGGUACAGGCGAUGAAAGUUCAUCUAACAGCGACCUGGAUAAAGAUAUCGGAAAACUCCGAAAUUUGGCAACUGCAGCCAAGAAUCUCCGCAAACGAAGUCACAUUCAACGACCCGUUCGAUAUGACGAUAAUUUUAUUUACAGCAUCUUCGGUUGA